AUGGCCGACGAGAACUACGAAGACGACAUCUUUGACGAUCUCUACGAUGAUGAGCCUGCGUCCAAGUCUGCAGCAGCCACACCUCCGAUCAAGACCGAGCCAGAGCCCGCUGCGGCCGAGCCCACGAACGCGCCGCCCCAGGACUCGACACAGAACAACGGUGAAGAUGCUGCACCCUCCUGGCCAGCUCAAGACGCGCCAAAUCAGGAUACACAGAUGGAGCAGUCCAACUUCAACACGGGAGCUGUUCAGUCUUACGAGAAUGCGCCCAUGGAAGAUGACAACUAUGGGCCUAUCAACGUGAAAGAAGACGGGCGCAUCACAAGGUAA
Molecule: messenger RNA, 330 nt
Organism: Pyrenophora tritici-repentis Pt-1C-BFP
Lineage: Eukaryota; Fungi; Ascomycota; Dothideomycetes; Pleosporales; Pleosporaceae
Source: RefSeq, a predicted model, not a curated record